Messenger RNA from Seriola dumerili (greater amberjack), 3174 nucleotides. Its product is annotated as DNA-directed RNA polymerase III subunit RPC4-like. The transcript has 8 exons. NCBI's taxonomy places the organism in Eukaryota, Metazoa, Chordata, Actinopteri, Carangiformes, Carangidae. Bases 660 to 1874 code for a protein of 404 amino acids. Gene Ontology annotation, molecular function: DNA binding. Gene Ontology annotation, cellular component: RNA polymerase III complex. The record is from RefSeq and is a predicted model, not a curated record. Gene Ontology annotation, biological process: transcription by RNA polymerase III.
AUAACAACAACAACAAUAGCUGCGCAGUACGGAAGGAAAUGAGAUCCAUUUACACUGCCCAAAUUAAACAGGUAGCAAAACGGAACUGCUGGAAUAAUAUCACUGUUUGAAUAUAUUUGACGUUUUCACUCGGGACUGUUUGUUUUCUACAGCCACCGCCCGGAAAUCCCACUGUGUUUUCACCAAGAAGAUGAAGUGUCGAAGAUGAAGAGUUAUUCGUGCGCAGCCUUUCAGAGGCACUACUACACAAUGCAGCGGGACCGAGUGUAACUACCGGUAAUAGUGUUGUGCUGUGCAAAAACGGAAUUAUUUAUGUGCUCAUGAGUGCGCAGUUUUGUAUUCUGGGGCAGUCUUUUAACGCGAGUGGGAACAAAAUGGAGGAUAAUAAGCUGAUAAGUUGUCUGGUGUGUGUGGACCCGUGCUUGGUUUAGACUGUGCUCAUUGUGGGUUUCAGCGUGAAUUAACUGUUCUUGGGAUGUUUUUGCUGGACAGAGACAGAAGGAAUAAAAUGAAGUCACUCAGCUGAGAGAAACCGGAUUUGAAACGCCAUUACUUUCAGAAUAAGAGCUUGAAGUGUGUCCCAAACUAUAACGUUAUUAAUUAGCCUAUGAACAUCCGUUAGCCACAGAAGUAAAACAAGGAGAACCUGAGCCCACAAAAUGACCGACUCGGGGGAUGCAGCAAGUGUACCCGGCUGCUCCGGCCUCAGCAGCGGGGCCGGGCUGAGUCUCACCGCGGGCAGAGGACAUCAAGGCACGGUCAGGAGUAUGUCCUCCCCAACUCCACCUGUGAGACUGACAUCCCUCAGGACCAGGGACUUGACACUGGGGGGAGCCUUUAAAAAACCAAAGAAGACCUUUGAGCCGAACGUCCACGCUGUGAGGAAAAGUAAAGAUGAGUUAAAGGAAAAGAUAAGUGUGGCUCCAAAGAAGGAAAGAAGAGAGAGGGAUGAGAGGAGAGGAGCGAGGGAGAACAGAGGGAAGAGGAGAGAGAGGCCUCAGACUAUUCAGUCUCACUCCAUCUUUGAACAGGGUCCUGCUGACACCGUCUGCAGAACAGGCUGGCGUGCUGCUGCAGACAAGCGUGACUCCACCACCCCUCCUGUAUGUAAACUUGUGAAGAAAGAGAGGAAAGAUUCAGAGGAAGAUGAAGAUGAGAUACUCAGUAAACUACAGAGGGAUGAUUUCAUAGAUGAUCCAGAUCUCAGGAACGAUGCCAGGCUGAAACCCAUCCAGCUGCCUCUGUUUCAGUCCAGCAGCUUCGUCAAGAGUCAAACACUGUCGACCACAACAUAUCCAGAGAACCCUCCUCUGCUCAGACCUCCGGUCUGUGAAGAUCAGGGUAGGGUAGGCCCCAGCAGGACAGUGUUGCCCAAACCAGAGCAGCCAUCUCUGGUGGACCUGCUGCAGGACCUCAGCCUGUCUGGCAGAGAGGAGCUCUUCUUCAUGCAGUUACCUGACUGUAUGCCGGGCAGAGCGUCGGGACAGAAGCAGGACCCCGCUGUCGCAUGUCCUGCACAGAAACCUGCCAAGAAGGAAGGCAAGGCUGAAGACAAGAGACCAGCACAUCUGCAAGCACAGCAGGCUGUGACGAAGGAGGGCUGUCCUGUGCUGUCACAAUUCCCAGAAGGAUUUCUGGGUAAACUGCAGAUCAGAAGGUCAGGGAAGGUGGAGCUGAAGCUGGGCGACAUCGUCAUGGACGUCUCUGAAGGAGCUGCAUUCUCCUUCCUACAGCAACUGGUGUCUGUGCGUCUGUCUGAGGGGCGGACUGGAGACAUGAUGGUGCUGGGAAAUGUCCACCACAAACUGGUCUUGUCUCCUGACUUCCAGGCUUUACUGAGACAAGCUGCAACACAGCAGCAAAAAGGACCCUGAUCAUGUUCUUAUCUUCUGCACAGAGACUCAGCAGAUCUGAAAGUGACACUCUUUGACACAUGGAAAGAUUUAUUUUGGAUUCUGUGACACUCCUGAUCUGAUGGCACAUGUUUAGUUGUUACAGCACAGACCUCUGUCUGACGUUUUUAAGGCAGCUACUUCAUUAACCUGUUGUUAUUAUAUUUUAUCUGUGAAAACUUUUAACUGGUUGUAACUUUUGAAAAUCCUGUGACGGUAAAACAAUCCAUCAGAAUUUGAAUAACUCUCUCCGAUGUGACGACACUGCCAGAGAUGAUUUGUGGAAAGAUGAAAAUUGCGACGUGGUGUAAAUACGUGGUGACUCCACAAUGACUCUGUUGUAUACUGUUACCUGUGCACUGAUUACCUUUUUAUAGAUGGGUGACUUCUCACUGCGUCAGUUCUACACACACCAGCACAGCAGACGAUAUGAUUGUGAGCUUCACACUGACUGAACACCAGCAAAAGACAUCAACCACAUGUUGUAGCUGAUUUUGGUCCGUUACAGGAUCCACUUAGAAGAGGUCAAAGGUCAAACUUGUAAUGAGUGAUAGAUGACAAGUGGAAACUCUCACCAUGUGUGGAUUCUGUAGACUAAAAGGUGCAAAGCAGAUGUUCUGUUAGCGCACUGAUAAUGUACGUGAUGCAUUUAGACUUUGUAACAUUUGUAGUGUUCAGUUAACUUAGAGUUGUAUUUCCAGUCUGUUAUGUUUGUUCUUUCUGCUUAGUUUUCUGCUACAUCCACAUCAGUUACUCUUUCUUCACAUCAGCCCCACAGAGCAGCUGAACAGCAGCUGUAAAUCCAGAUGUUGCUGAUCUCCAGUGGUAGAAGUUUUUAUAUAUAAAAUACAAACCAGAUUCCAAACUGCCAACCUGUUUACUGCCAAAACCUUGUCAUUGCACUUUGUGAAAGCGGUUUCAGAUCAUUUAAUCUUGAAAAUUUCAGGCUUUAAAGGUAUCUCACUGGAGAAAACUUUUCAGUCUUGAAUCAGCUCUGAAUGAAUGCAGAUGCAGGACGAGACACAGCUGGAUUUUUAUUUUGGAAGACUGUAGUGCAGCUUUUGAUACAGAGGAUCGUGCCGUCCUAAUGAAGCCUUCAGCAGUGGGUUUGUGUAUAAAAACUGCUUUUAAGUCUGUUGAUGGCUCCACAUCAUUGCUGUUCCUGUGUGUGGGUUUAAAACUAGAGGGACUGUGACAGGGCAGCAUGGAUGUGCUUUGAGGAGCUCAGGCUGAGCAUGUUUCGCUUUAAAUCAUUUAUUAAAACUCAUUUUUAUGCCUUUUA